AUGGACAGUCAAAAGUCCAAGAAAAAACGCAAAGCCUACUACCGAAAAUGUGCUCAUGGUUCAAAAAAGUCACGUUCAGAUGAUCCAAACAAUAGUUUGUCAUCCGUUCCAAAAAAUUUACAACCCGGGAUGACUGGGUAUAUAUUAACCUACAAUCAACAGGAACGGUUGGCACACAUUGAAACUUAUCGUUUGUUAAAUCAUACUUUGGAUGAAGUUUUGGUUGAAAGGCAUGAAAGUGAAGCGUGUAAAAACGACAGUCAUGUAAAUGCAAAUAUCUUAUUUGGUUCUAAACCUUCCGAUACGGUUACUAAUGAAAAGAAUGAAGAUGCUGAUGACUUAUACUCACAGUUGGUUCGUGAAAAUUGCUCCAAUGAUCCCUCCAAUUCAAAGGGGAAAUUCAGUUUUUAUUCUCUAAAAACGCAUAUCAGUAACUGUUCUUUUAUUCUUCAUCAGACCAAUUUACUUAGUGCGGCUGAACUUUGUAAUCGUGUGUUCGAAAGACUAUUGUCAAAUUCUAAUGCUGAGUCUCGUUAUGUUCUUCGUUUGAUGCCUGUUGUAAAGACAUGUCGGUCAGAUUUGCAAUCACUUCAAAACUGUGUGCAGCAAGCAUGGUCUAACUUCCUGAAACUACCAUCUUGUGAAAUUGAAGUACCCCCAGACCAACCUAGUGCUGAAAAGAAUGAAAGUAAUAAUGAUGAGUCCUCCAUUUUACAUGUUCCGACACAAACCGCUUGUGAAUCUACGUUGAAAGGACCAAAGACGUUUAUGAUUAUGUUCAAAUCUCGUGGUUUCAAGGCUAUUUCCCGUGAUGAUGCUAUACACCGUACAAUUGGAGCAAUUAAAUCGGUUGAUUCAUCUUGGAACAUAUGUAACUCAUCUCCUUCAGUCGUCAUUUCAAUAACUGUACUAUGUAAGGUAACCUGUAUUAGCUUGUUGGAAAAUUUCUUCAAAUAUCGUAAAUACAAUAUAGCAGAAGUUUGCUCACCAUCACUUAAUUAUGGUUGUAUAAAGAACACGAUAAAAUGA
This is a messenger RNA of Schistosoma turkestanicum, 1029 nucleotides long. Lineage: Eukaryota; Metazoa; Platyhelminthes; Trematoda; Strigeidida; Schistosomatidae. The record is from the annotation of a GenBank genome assembly.